Molecule: messenger RNA, 1791 nt
Organism: Rhinocladiella mackenziei CBS 650.93
Lineage: Eukaryota; Fungi; Ascomycota; Eurotiomycetes; Chaetothyriales; Herpotrichiellaceae
Exons: 2
Coding region: 1-1791 (596 amino acids)
Biological process (GO): endonucleolytic cleavage in ITS1 to separate SSU-rRNA from 5.8S rRNA and LSU-rRNA from tricistronic rRNA transcript (SSU-rRNA, 5.8S rRNA, LSU-rRNA)
Cellular component (GO): nucleolus; 90S preribosome
Source: RefSeq, a predicted model, not a curated record
AUGGCUCGAGAUCUUUUGAGCAGUGACGGCUCUGACGGCGAAGAUGGAGGAGCAGAAGUCCAGACCGGCGAGCUCACAGUCAACGAGUCCUUUGCCCGUCGAUUUGAACAUAAUAAAAAGCGAGAGGAGUUGCAGAGAUUAGAAGAAAAGCUGGGAAAAUCCACUCGAAAACGCAAACGAGACGAUGACACUGACAGCGGCGAAGACUCCGGCUCGGACACCUCCACGAGUGAGUCGGAAGAUGAAGGAGAGUUGGCCACAGAGACUCUCGACUCCGAGAUCAUGGCUACAAUACACGCGAUCCGAUCGAAAGAUCCUCGAGUCUAUGACAAGUCCACCAAAUUCUACACCGAGGGCGAGGAAAAUGGAUCCCCCCAGUCCAAGACGAGGAAAGAGAAGCCCAUGCAUCUUCAAGACUAUCAUCGGCAGAAUUUACUGAAUGGGAAUGACGUUGCUGAAGAAGAUGAUUCCGCACCGUUAACAUACCAUCAGGAGCAAGAACAGCUGAAAAAGUCGAUUGUUGGUGAAAUAAAUGCGGCAGCUGCUGUGGGGUCGGGGAGUGAGGAGGACGACCAAGACGACAAUACCUUUCUUGUGACCCAACGAAGGGAGGAGCCGGUGAAAUCGGAGGUGGCUUUGGACGUUGAGAAUGCCGACAAAGAUCCAGAAACGUUCUUGUCCAAUUUUAUGGUUUCCAGGGCUUGGGCUGCUCCGACCGAGUCGAACCUGCACCCAUUCGAGUCCGAUGAUGAAGAGGAAGAAAGGAGGGCUGACGAGUUUGAAGAGGCAUAUAAUCUCAGAUUCGAAGAUCCGGCCAAAUCCAAUGAAAAGCUACGCUCGCAUGCUAGAGAUAUGGCAACCAAAUAUUCCGUUAGGAGGGAAGAGGCAAACCCGAGGCAGAGAAAGCGAGAAGCGGAGAAAGCCAAGAAGGAAGCCGAGAAACAGCAACGCAAAGAGGAAAAAGCUCGGCUGCGAAAACUGAAGAUUGAGGAACUUGAGGAGAAGGUGCAAAAAAUUAAGCGCGCCGCUGGAAUGAGGACGAAAGAUAUCCGGCCGGAAGAUUGGUCUCGCUUUGUUGAUGACGACUGGGAUGACGCCAAAUGGGAGGAGGAGAUGCAAAAGAGGUUUGGUGAACAAUACUAUGCUGAGGUGGAUGUCGACAGUGAGGAAGAUGAGACAAGCGGAACGAAACGAAAAGUUCGAAAGCCGAAAUUUGAUGAUGACAUCGACAUCAACGAUAUAGUGCCCGAUUUUGGGGAUGGUGAAAAGGCAGAUUUGAGCCUCUCAGAUGAGGACACAUCCGUCAAGAGACGAAAAGGCAAGAAGCUGAAGGAGGAAAAGAAGCGAGAUGCAAGGAAAGAGCGAAGGAUCAUCGAACGACUCGUGGAUGAGCAACUGCACCUUGAACUCCACGAUUCUCUGCCGAAGAAGGUUGGCUUCAGAUACCGCGAAACGUCUCCGAAGAGUUUUGGUCUAACUGCACGAGAUAUCUUGAUGGCUGAUGACAGGCAGCUGAAUGAAUUUGCCGGGUUGAAGAAGCUAGCUUCGUUCCGAGAUCCGGAGAAGAAGCGCCGGGACAUGAAGCAUCUGGGAAAGAAGGCAAGGCUGAGAAAGUGGCGUCUGGAAACCUUCGGCAACGAGGACGGCUUACAAGCAAGCGAGCUGAUUCCCGCGCAGCCGAAAGCAGAGGAGAAGCCAGAGACCGGAGACGGUGCCGUGGAUGUCAGAACAGAAGGCAAGAAGAAGAGAAGAAGAAGAAGAAGCAAGAAGCAGAAAGUGGAUAUGGCGUGA